This is a messenger RNA of Rubroshorea leprosula, 1116 nucleotides long. The record is from the annotation of a GenBank genome assembly. NCBI's taxonomy places the organism in Eukaryota, Viridiplantae, Streptophyta, Magnoliopsida, Malvales, Dipterocarpaceae.
GAGACAGGCGGUCGCGAAAAUCCCUAGCAACAGUCGAAAACAAAGAGAGAAAGAAAGUGAAAGACUAUAUGGCUCUGUGGCGGAGUCGCGCUGCUGCAUGGAGGCCCCUCCGCCCAUUCAUCUGCCCUUCCCCCAUUGCUAAUACUGCGCAUCGCAGCUUCUCCUCUGCCGUUGCUCCUGACAUGAAUAAUCAGUCGUUAAUUGAGAACAUGAAAAGGGAGUUGCUUCAUCUUGACAUCAAUUCACAAAUUGGAAGUUCAGCAUUAUUGGUAGAAAACAGCCCCCCAUGACAUCGAAUGUGACUUCUUGGUGACAAACUCAAAUUAGAUAUUGUGCACGGCAGCUCUACUUGUCUUGGAUUAUUGAUAUCCCUUCCAAAUGCAGCAUUUGAGCAUGUGUUAAAAUUCCAAGAGCAAUCAUUCAUGGCAUCCACUAUAUAGGGCAAUUGCGGUUGGAGUGGAAAGGGAUUCACAGCUGCAAUGUGUUUUCUAUAACCAUAAUUGAAAGCAGAUGUGUUUGGCUGCAGCUGCAUUUGGGCUGGGGAGUCCUGCAAUUGCUGAGAUAUGUUUUUAGCUCUAUUCAAAAAUCUGAAUUUGUAGGUAUUGCACAAAUCCAAAGGGAAGGGUUCAUCACAUUUUGAACCAGACCCUCUCUUAUUGUUAUAACCAGGGUAAUCUCCUAUUUUGAACUCAACGCUUUCAAUCAGCUCCAGAGAAUUUGCAUGAGCCAGUUCCUCGAGAUUCCAACAACAAAAAGGGUGUGUGAUUUUAUGGUUCACAUGUGUUUCACCAUUGACUUGAAGCAUUUUGCUUGCAUUGCUGAAGAAUCCACUCACAAGAGUCCUAUGUUUCCUAGAGUAUCAUCAACAUAGGGCAUUAAAAAUAGCCAGAAUGAUACUAAAUUAUACACACAUCACGAACUAGAGAACUUACUGAAUCACCCAGUAAUCACUCUCCUUUCCAUGGAAGCCUGAAUGAGGGAAGUUGAAGAUAAUUCGAUCAAACCUGCGCUUUUUUAAGUCAUCAUGAUUCUUCAUUUUGGUUGCAUCAACUCCGUGUAAAAUGGUUGCGCCCCGCUUCUUCAAAUUUUCCAAAUUCGACUUGCCAUUCUUGUACU